CACAGUCAACUAGAGGUCUCCUCAAAGUACAGAUUCAACGAAUUAGAUUAUAAAUUUAUCUCUGUAGCAAUGGCCUUCAAGCUCGCUGUCCUGGUCUGCGCAUUUGCCGCUGUUCGAGCAGGCUUUGUUCCUGCGGCAUACACCGCACACCCUGCUCCAGUCGCAUACGCAGCUGCUCCCGUGGUACAUGCUGCUCCGGCUGCUCAUCUUAUACACGCUAGUCCUGUAGCGUACGCCGCCCCAUUCGCCAAAGUUGCCGCUGUCGCCCCGGUCGCUAAAGUCGAGGAAUACGACGCUCAUCCUCAGUACAGCUUCGCUUACGACGUGCAAGACAGUCUAACUGGUGACUCGAAGACUCAACACGAGACCCGCGAUGGCGACGUCGUUCAAGGCUCCUACUCCGUCGUUGACCCCGAUGGCACCAAGCGCACCGUCGACUACACCGCCGACCCCCACAACGGUUUCAAUGCUGUCGUGCACAAGGAGCCCCUCGCCCACGUUGCUAAAGUUGCCAAAAUCGCCGCCCCUCUGACCUACGCCGCAGGUCCCCUUGUGCACGCCGCACCCGUUGUGCACGCCGCUCCUAUUGUGCACGCCGCUCCCGUGGCCUACUCUGCUCCAAUCUCACAUCUGAGUUUAACUCUCAAAACAUCUUCUACCACUAAAAUGGCUUUUAAGGUCGUUGUAUUCUCCUGCCUGGUUGCCAUGGCUUGUGCCAGCGCUCCGCUCGUUGCCGAGCCUGUAGUGGCGGCCCCAGCCGUAGCGGCCAGACUUGAAGAAUUUGACCCACUCCCUCAAUAUAGAUUUGGAUACGACGUAGCGGACUCUCUCACUGGUGACUACAAAAGCCAACAAGAAGAACGCAACGGCGACUUAGUGCAGGGUUCCUACUCGCUCGUUGAACCUGACGGUACCCGUCGUACUGUUGAUUAUUCAGCUGACUCUGUGAAUGGGUUCAACGCGGUAGUACGCAAGGAGCCUCUUGUGGCUGCCGCUCCUGCUGUAGUCGCCGAGCCUGCCGUAGUACCAGCCCGCAUCGCUGCUGCUCGCGUUGUGGCCGCACCCGUAGCUGCCCCUGUUGUUCCUGUUGCGGCACGUUUGGCUGCUGCGCCGGUCGUUGCUGCCCCCGUCGCGAAGUACACCGCUGCCUAUACAGCUCCUCUUGCGUAUAGUGCUCCAGUUGCUGCUGCCUACCCGGCCCCACUAAGAGCAGCGUACCCUGCUCCCAUCGCCAGAUACAUCGCUCUCUAAGCAACUCUGACACGCAAACAAGGACUGAUUUCUUAAUAAAUGACCAAUA
Molecule: messenger RNA, 1300 nt
Organism: Bombyx mandarina (wild silkworm)
Lineage: Eukaryota; Metazoa; Arthropoda; Insecta; Lepidoptera; Bombycidae
Gene: CPR71
Product: cuticular protein RR-2 motif 71
Cellular component (GO): extracellular matrix
Source: RefSeq, a predicted model, not a curated record